AAUUGGAAGACAAUAUUAAGCAAUACUGGUUUACUCUGAGUCUAAUGAGUGUGACUUUGCGCUUUGCCUAACGUUCCUUUUGGGUUGUGAACCAGUUCCUCUGUGCUAAACUCCUCUGUUUCACUCAGCCUCUCACGCUCACGCUAUCACUCUGCAUCUCUCUCCCAGUCUCUCAUCUCCCACCGUCUCUUCUCUCGUCUCUCGGUUUCGCUGCCGUCCUCGCCUCGCCGUCUCUUGUGAAAAAGACACAGAUAGAAAGAGAAGUGGAUGUAGACGAGAAAGGUAUUCAAAGAAGCUGCAAGAAAUUGCAAGCAUGAACGUGCCUGCUUGACGACCUUCAGGAAAGCUUCAGAAAGUGACCUAAAUUAUCAAAAACUCGACGACUCUUCCGCUUUAACACUUGGCCUUGUUAGGGUUUCCUGAUUAUGUAAAAUUUUCAUGUGGGAAUUGAUUUAAAUGCAUAAUCUUAACGGUUAGGUCCAGAACCGUCCUCGCCUCGUCGUCUUCGAUCUCGACUAUACUCUCUGGCCCUUAUAUUGUUUAACUUGCAACAUGGCGGAUGAAGAAUUGCAACUUGCUGAUUCAAAUACAAUUGAGGAGGAGUAUGAGAAUGAGGAUGAGUUUGAAAUUAACUUAGGUGCUAAUAUAGAUGAAGAUACUAAUAGUGUUACGGAUUCAAAUGCAGAAGUCACACCAAUCGAAGCACAUAAGAGAAAGGAUAGGAAGCGAACCUCUUAUAUUUGGAAUCAUUUUGUUGAAGUAGAUGAGGGUGGUGGUGUGAAAAAAAACCAAUGCAAAUGGUGCAAGACUAAAUUCAGCAUAUCAAAAUCUAGUACUACAUCUACUAUGGUUAGGCAUUUGAAAAAAUGUUUCAAGUACUUAGGAUCCAAGAAGCAAAGGACUUUGUCGGUUGAUGUUAGUGAUAACAUUACAAGUUUCAAUAAUGAUGAGACUAGGGUGAGAGAACUUUGUGCUCAUAUGAUCCUUUAUCAUGAGUACCCUUUUAUGCUUCUAGAGCAUGAGAUAUUUAAUAAGUUUAUGAAAGCUUGCACACCACAUUGGAAAAGGAUCUCUCGGGUUACUGCUAAGACUUUGUGUUUUGCCACUUAUGAUAAAGAGAAAAAAAAGUUGAAAACUUUGUUGAGUAAGGUUCACAAAGUUAACAUCACAACUGACAUGUGGACUUCAUGUCAAAAGGUUUCUUACAUGGUUGUGACAUGUCAUUAUAUAGAUGAAGAUUGGCGUUUAAAUAGGCGUGUGUUGAACUUUUGUAAUAUUCCCCCUCCACACUCGGGACAUACAAUUGCUGAGGCACUCCAUAAAUCUUUUAGAGAUUGGGGUAUUGAGAAUAAAAUCUGUUCAAUCACCGUAGACAAUGCAAAUGCUAAUGAUGUAGCAAUGAGGCACAUAAGAGAUGUUUUUAACCUUGGGAAAUUGCUGGUUAUUGGAGGGAAGUUGUUUCAUGUUAGAUGUGUUGCACAUGUAACUAAUUUGAUGGUUCAAGAUGGGCUGGCUGAAAUUGGUGACAUUGUUGAUUGUGUUAGGGAUGGUAUUAAGUACCUAGUUGCAUCCGAAGGAAGGUUAGUAAAAUUUGCUUCGCAUGCAAAGAAUUUGCAAUUGUCUAAGAAGAAACUGUUUUUGGAUGUACCUACCCGUUGGAAUAGUACCUAUAUGAUGUUAGCAACUGCACUUGAGUUUAGGGAGGUCUUCCCUAUGUAUGGAUAUAAUGAUCAAAUAUUUACUUGGGUGCCCUCACAUGAGGAUUGGGUUAAAGUUGAACAUGUGUGUGAAAUCUUGGGGGUAUUCAACCGGACAAUCAAGAUUGUAUCUGGGAGUGACUAUCCGACAGCUAACUUAUUCCUUCCUGAAGUUUGGCGGAUGAAGCAAGUCCUAACCAAGAAAUCUGAGGAUGAAAAUGAAUACAUUAGAUCCAUGGCACAAAAAAUGAAACUUAAGUUUGAUAAAUAUUGGAGUGAGUGCAAUUUGUUGAUGUCAAUUGCUGCAAUUUUGGACCCAAGGUUUAAGAUGAUGUUGAUAAGAUUUUGCUUUCCAAUAAUCUACAAAGAGAGUGAAGCUACUUCAAAUAUUGAGCUUGUUGAAAAAAGUUUGAAAGAAAUUUAUGAUGUGUAUGUCAAUGAGCAUAAUUCAAACUUUGUGGAACAAAAUCUUCAAAGCAUUGCUCAAAGAAGCUCUUCACAUGGUGCUUCAAGUAGUGUUGCAAUUGGUGAAGAUGAUGAAGGUGGUAUGGAAUUGUAUGAGUCAUUCCUUAGAACUACUAAUACGGUGCAAAAACCUAUUAAAUCAGACUUGGAAAUAUACUUGGAAGAGGGUAUAUACAUACCCGAGAAGGGUUUGGAAUUUAGUGCAUUGGAUUGGUGGAAAACCAAUACCUUGAAGUAUCGUAUUUUGUCUAAAGUGGCCAAGGAUAUCUUGUCAAUCCCAAUUACUACUGUGACUUCGGAGUCUACUUUUAGUGCUGGAGAAAGGGUAAUUGAUCCCCAUAGAGCUUCACUAUCAACUGAGACAGUGCAAGUGUUAUUGUGUGGGGCUGAUUGGGUGAGAGCAUUGUAUGGGCUGAAAAAGAAAUCUGCUGCUGUGGAUCAUGGUGAGGUGGAGAUAAACCUGCCAGAGGCAUAAUAGUUGUUAUUGUUCAAUGUUCUUUAAUCUUUUCCUUGAACAAUUUUUUGAAGUCUUGUUUUAGUUUAUAACUGUUGGGCCACCAGUGUUGGCUGCUGCUUUCACUGUUGUAUCUUUAUAAUUUUAUUACUGUCUGUCUAGCUAUUUUUUGGUGAUCUGGAUUAUGUUGGAGACUUGGACAAUGGUAUUUUUAAAUGAUUUAACUGCCUCUGUCUGCCUAUGUUUUCUAUCUUAGCCACAUUAAAUUGUUUUAUUAACAUCCAUUUUUAAAUUUAGACAAAAAGUGUAAAUAAUGCAAGGGAUUUAAUAAUAUGAUCUAAAUUUUUUUGUUAGUGCAAGUACAGGGAUGAUGUUGAUGCAGUGCAAUAAUGUGUUGAAUUUGAAGUUGGUGCAAGUGCAACCAAAUGAAUUUAGACAACAUGGGAUGAUGUUGAUGCAGUUGCUGAGUUGAUUUGAAGGGUGACUAGAGAGUUGGUGUAUAAUUUUGAUUUGUAAAUUGUAAUAGUUUUUCUUUUUCAUCUUUGAGUUGUUUACUUUGUAUUUACAGCCCCUUUAAUUUGUAAUUUUGUAUGGUUUAAUUGAUAUGUUAAUAUCAAAUGUGUAAUAAUGUAAUAGGAAAUGGAAUUGUUUGAUUAAGAUUCUAAGAAUUUAGGAUACUUGGAUAAUUGGAUUGAAGAGUCAGAGAGUUAAGAGUAGGAUACAUACUGCUACUGCAUGGUACUUAUGCCA
This is a messenger RNA of Corylus avellana, 3366 nucleotides long. RefSeq names its product zinc finger BED domain-containing protein RICESLEEPER 2. Gene Ontology annotation, molecular function: protein dimerization activity; DNA binding. The record is from RefSeq and is a predicted model, not a curated record. NCBI's taxonomy places the organism in Eukaryota, Viridiplantae, Streptophyta, Magnoliopsida, Fagales, Betulaceae.